UCACCGAGCAAUUUGUCAGUUUAUCGAGGGACAGUCGACGUUAACCGGCUAACCAGGAUACGCACUGUUGCAGUAUAACAGGCAAAACACAGUCAUUAGAAAAUCCUGUUGCACUGCAUAACUGGGCAAACUAGCUUGACCGCUGCAAGAUGCCAGAAAAUCAGAGGAAAUCCUCACCCGGACACUCCACGUCAUUUCUCAUUGAAGACAUAUUGUUCCGGUCGAAAAACAACCGUUCCAACCCCGAGUUUCAGAUAGCAAGUCAUGAAAGGAAUCGACAUCAAAUGCCACGAAGCCCAGAAUGUUUUUCAAUGUUACCAUCAACCAUGGCUUCUCCUUAUCUAUCUUAUCCAACACACUACAUGCACAAAAACUCCAUUACAGAACCAUUUUUCAUCACACCCCAAGGCCUGCCGUUUAGUAAUAUAUGGGCUACACGCGCCGACUACGGACAUAGUCAACUGAGCUCAAGAUUGUGCCGCAGACGGAAAGCCAGAACGGUAUUUUCUGACCAACAACUCACCGGUUUGGAGAAAAGAUUCGAAGUGCAAAGAUAUCUAAGCACACCCGAAAGAGUCGAACUGGCUACCGAACUCAGACUGUCUGAAACACAGGUGAAGACGUGGUUUCAAAAUCGCCGUAUGAAACACAAAAAACAAUUGCGAAAAGUGAACGACGACACGGUUAUCAGUGGAGAAAAAUCCACCGACGGUAGUCAGCUUUCUAGUGCCAACAAAUCAAUGUCUACCGAUUACCCGGUUGAUUUUUCGUCCAAGAGUUUGGCCCACGGCGGCACUACAACGACAGACGUCGGUGUCCAAGGCGAAAGACACCGAAGUGUCAGGGGGGCAGUCGGCGAACCGAUGUUGGCCGCCAACAGCUGCAUACAACAGCGGUACGAUCUUGGCGAGAUGUCCGAGGUGGACGACGACAUAGACGUGGACGACGACGAAGACGCCGGCCGGUGUGUGGACGAUGACGACGACGAAGACAUUAUCGAUAUCGUUGGCGACAACUCGGAAAAUGUGAUAAUAGGCAGCGGGAACAGUGGUAAUAGUGGCGUCCAACGGAACAGUUAUGAACAACAGAGAUUUUUUUGAAAUUGUACUAAACGAUUUGUUCGCCUUUUCUUUAUGCAUUCCGUUUUCUUUAUAAAUACCGUACAUUAAUUUAUAAAAAAUAAAAUACUAUGUUGAUUAUUUGUUGGUAAUAUGGUAUAAGUUGAACUCGAACCCUAUCACAGUUGAAACUCGAGAUGCAACUAUUAAAAAUACUAUUAUAAGACUACCAUAUUAUCUGUUUUUACGUGUCUUAAUAGCACCUGCUUUCUCGUAUCUAUUGUAUUAUUAUGAUGUUAAAUAAAUGCUUUUCCGUCAUUUAGACGACCCGCGCGUGACUAUUUGUCUAGGGAUCAAAUAUAGGCAAUAUUUGAUAAUACAUUUUGAAUAAAUAAAUUAACUGUGGAAUGUCAACUUGUUUUCAGGUUAAUUUUGAUUAACUUUUACAAUUCAUUUUUAACAUAUCCCAUUUACGCCCAGCGUCCUAUAUGUAGAGCACCAGGCUGGUAACUGUUUUAAUGACUGUAUCAACCUUGUUCAACUUUAUAUCAAACUAGUAUAUAUAACCUUGGGCAUAAAUGGGUUAACUUGUUUUUUAUACAAGCUGUACCUACACAUUUUGCAGGGGAAAUAUAACUUAUCGAAAAUAUAAUAUCUCAUAGGCUGAUCACAUUUUGAUAUAUAAUUUUUUUUUUACUUGCUACAUUCUCCACUGACCUUUGAUUUUUUUAUUUAAUUACCAAAUGACAAUAAUUUAAGAUUUGAAGAUUUGUUUAUAAUGCUCAAAGUUCAAACACUUAUAUUAUGACACAUAGACAUUGAAAAUCAAAAUCAUUGCAGACUGUAGAAAGUUUUCUAUCUGUGUAAAUAUAUUUACAUGGAUCAAAACCUAAUCAGCCUUUAAAGCGCAAUCCCUUUUUCAGUAGGUACCUAUAGCAAGUUUAUAAGUAAAAAGCAGGCCACAUACCUUACUGUCCUUACGAUUUUACAUAA
Adelges cooleyi (spruce gall adelgid) is the source of this 2051-nucleotide messenger RNA. Its product is annotated as brain-specific homeobox protein homolog. Gene Ontology annotation, biological process: regulation of DNA-templated transcription. Gene Ontology annotation, molecular function: DNA-binding transcription factor activity, RNA polymerase II-specific; DNA binding. Bases 150 to 1100 code for a protein of 316 amino acids. Lineage: Eukaryota; Metazoa; Arthropoda; Insecta; Hemiptera; Adelgidae. The transcript has 5 exons. The record is from RefSeq and is a predicted model, not a curated record.